CUGCAUCUACCGCCAUCACCAACCUUCUAGCCACCAUCAUCUCCUGCCUGGACUGAUGUAGUUCUCCCCACAUCCCCUCUACAAUCUGUUCUCCACGAAGCAGUCAGAUUGAUCAUUUUGCACUUUUUCCACACUUGUGGCAAAGCAAGCCACGAGGAGGAACCAGACAGUCCUGUUAGUUGUGGCCAGCCCUCAUUCCCUGGAAAUGGCAAACAAGGGGAACAAGAAGCGUUGGCAGUUCUCUCUGGAGGAGAAAAUGAAAGUUGUGGAAGCUGUAGACUCAGGCAAGAAGAAAGGUGACGUGGCAAAAGAAUUUGGUAUCACUCCCUCUACUGUAUCUACAUUCUUAAAGGAUCGCACCAAAUUUGAAGAAAAGGUGCGGGAGGCAUCCGUGGGACCCCAGCGGAAAAGGAUGAGGAGUGCUCUUUAUGAUGACAUUGAUAAGGCUGUUUUUGCUUGGUUUCAAGAAAUCCAUGCCAAAAACAUUCUUGUGACUGGUUCUGUCAUUUGGAAAAAAGCACUAAAUUUGGCCAACGUGCUUGGCUAUGACAAUUUUCAAGCAAGUGUGGGCUGGCUGAACAGAUUUAGAGAUCGCCACGGAAUUGCUUUGAAAGCAGUCUGUAGAGAAGAUAGUGACAGGUUAAUGAAUGGUCUAGGAAUAGAUAAGAUUAACAAGUGGCAUGCAGGGGAAAUUAUAAAACUGAUUGCUGACUACAGCCCAGAUGAUAUCUUUAAUGCUGAUGAAACAGGAGUGUUUUUCCAGUUGCUUCCCCAGCACACACUUGCUGCUAAAGGAGACCAUUGUAGAGGGGGCAAGUAAGCAAAGCAGCAGUUGACAGCACUCUUUUGUUGCAAUGCCUCGGGGACUGAAAAAAUGAGACCAUUGAUUGUUGGUAGGUCAGCCAGCCCACACUGCCUCAAGAACAUUCAUUUCCUCCCUUGUGAUUACUGAGCCAACCAGUGGGCUUGGAUGACAAGGGAUCUGUUUAAUGAGUGGCUGAUGCAAGUGGAUGCCAGGAUGAAGAGGGCGGAACGCCGGAUACUCUUGCUCAUAGACAACUGCUCUGCUCAUAACAUGCUUCCAUGCUUGGAAAGGAUUCAGGUUGGGUAUCUGUCCUCCAACUGUACUGCUGUCCUGCAGCCACUGAAUCUUGGCAUAAUUCACACCAUGAAAGUACUGUACCAGAGCCACCUUCUAAAACAGAUCCUUCUCAAGCUCAACAGCAGUGAGGAUCAAGAAGAGGUGGACAUCAAGCAGGCCAUCGACAUGAUUGCUGCAGCAUGGUGGUCAGUCAAGCCAUCCACAGUGGUGAAAUGUUGGCAGAAGGCAGGCAUCAUCCCUGUGGAAUUUGCAGAAUGUGACACAGAAUCAGCAGCCAGUGAACCAGACAUUACCACUGAAAAGUUGUGGCACACAGUGGCUAUUGCCACCGGUGUCCCAAAUGAAGUAAAUUUCCAGGACUUUGUUACUGCAGAUGAUGAUCUCAUUAUCUCUCAGGACACAGACAUCAUCCAGGACAUGGUGGCUGGCGAAAAUACCAGUGAAGCAGGAAGUGAAGAUGAAGGGGAGGUAUCUUUACCAGAGCAACCAAAAGUCACCAUCACAGAAGCCAUAUCAAGUGUACAGAAACUUAGACAGUUCCUUUCCACUUGUGUAGACGUUCCUGAUGCCAUUUUUGGACAAUUAAAUGGCAUAGAUGAAUAUUUAAUGAAAAGAGUGACACAAACCCUUGUUGAUUCCAAAAUUACAGAUUUCCUUCAAACAAAAUAAUGCAGGAAUUUAUUUCAGAAAAUGUAGUUUACAAGAAUAAAGAUUUCUUUAGAUAGGUUGUUGAGCCAAUUUAAGUAAAGCAAUAUUAUUGUGACAACAUUCCAGUACUCUGAAAUAGCCAAGAAACUUCCUUGAAUGGAAUUUGACUAA
Symphalangus syndactylus (siamang) is the source of this 1921-nucleotide messenger RNA. RefSeq names its product tigger transposable element derived 6 (gene TIGD6). The record is from RefSeq and is a predicted model, not a curated record. Gene Ontology annotation, molecular function: DNA binding. Gene Ontology annotation, cellular component: nucleus. NCBI's taxonomy places the organism in Eukaryota, Metazoa, Chordata, Mammalia, Primates, Hylobatidae.